AUGUCUUCCACAGGCAGUUUCUGCCUUGAACGUCAAAUCUUUGAUCCUACGGUCGUUUCCGACGCCUCACGAGCCUUCACCGAUCGACUUCAAGUUCAGUCACGGACGGCCACCAGAUGGUACGACGUAGGAGCCGCCGAAUAUCGUCAACUUCGAGCCAAUGGCACUACAAUACUUCCGGGGACAAUUUAUCUACCUGACGCUACCGAUAUCUCCAUACCUUCUCGGGAUAGAGACCGCUCUAUACCAUGUCGCAUUCUCAGACCACAAACCGAGGCAGUCGUGGACGGCGUCCUCAUGCACGUUCACGGUGGUGGCUGGUGUUUGGGUGACGAGAAGUCACAGGACACACUUCUCCAAGAUGUUGCAAACGCCCACAACCUGGUCUGCAUUUCUGUUGGCUAUCGACUUGCACCCGAAUUUCCUUUCCCGUCAGGACCGCAGGACUGCUUCGAUGUCGCCGAAUGGCUUGUUGAUCAUGCCCAGCAGCGCUUUGGUGCGCCUCUGUGCUUCGUUGGAGGUGAAUCGGCUGGCGCACACCUAUCCCUGCUCGCGGUGUUGUAUAUGUUACAGCAUGGCAUCGGGAGAUACUCUGAGUUUCGCUUGAAGGGUCUCUUGCUUCACUAUGGAUGUUUUUCACUCCGCUGGCUGCCCAGCGUAUAUGAAGUUUCGAGGCGUGUUCCAAGUCUGGUACUAGAUCUGCGGAUACUGUCUGCGUUUCGUGAUGCUUUCGUCCCGGGCUGGACAGAUGCAACCCUCGACAAGGCGGAACUGAGCCCGUUGUACGCAGAGCUUGAUAGACUCAGGGGUAAGCUGCCGCCGACGCUGUUCACUUGCGGCACCGAGGACUACCUCCUGGACGACACCCUGUUCAUGAGCACUCGUUGGCUGGUUGCCGGUGGCGAGGUCACCGUAAAGAUCAUACCGGGUGCCCCUCAUGGAUUCAUGUCGUUUCCCAGAGAUACCGAGGGUAGUGGCUCUGCGGAAGGAAGAGACAUAAUGGACAGCUUCCUCGCAGCAAGGAUGCACGGCUCUUAG
This is a messenger RNA of Purpureocillium lilacinum, 1038 nucleotides long. Lineage: Eukaryota; Fungi; Ascomycota; Sordariomycetes; Hypocreales; Ophiocordycipitaceae. The record is from RefSeq and is a predicted model, not a curated record.